GAGAGGCAGAGGGGAUUGAGGGGGUAGAAGGGAUUUAGGGGGGCACAGGGAUUUGGAGGGAAGAGGAGAUUAAGGGGCCCGCAGAGAUUGGGGUGAGGAAAUGGGAUUUGGGGCACACAGGGAUUUGGGGACCCCCCCGCCACCGUGUCCCCGAGGCCUCACUGACCCCCUGCCCCUCCUUCCCAGAGCACCUUCCGUGUCCUGGCUCCGCCCGGUCCCAGCCCGGGCUCCCGCUUUUCCCGCCUCUGGAAAUAUGUCCGAGGGAGUGGAUCUGAUUGACAUCUACGCCGACGAGGAGUUCACCCAGGACCCGGAGUUCAGUAAUGCUGACCAGAUGGAUCUCUACGACGACGUGUUAGCAGCCAGCUCCCAGCCCCAGGAAAAGCGUUCCAGCAGCUCGGAAGCGCCUCCAGAGAUCCGUCAGGAGCCGUCUCCCAAGCCCAACAGCAAACCCCCAGCCAUCCUGUACACCUACAGCGGACUCCGGAACAAGAGGGCCGCCGUCUACGUUGGGAGCUUCUCCUGGUGGACGACUGACCAACAGCUGAUCCAGACCAUCCGCUCCGUCGGAGUCUACGACGUGGUGGAACUGAAAUUCGCGGAGAACCGAGCCAAUGGCCAAUCCAAGGGGUAUGCGGAGGUGGUGGUCGCCUCCGAGAACUCGGUCCAUAAACUCCUGGAGCUGCUUCCCGGAAAGAUCCUGAAUGGAGACAAGGUGGAGGUGAGGCUGGCGACCCGUCAGAACCUGUCGCAGUUCGAGGCUCAGGCUCGCAAACGUGUGCCACCACGGGCCCACUCCCGAGAUUCCAUGGAUGCAGUGGACGGCCGGGCGACGCCGACAGAGAACGCGCUGCCCCCUGCCCGCAUGGAGAAGCCCCCCUCAGUCCUGCCCUUCUUCAGCCGCCCCCCUGCGCUGCCCCUCAUGGGGCUGCCCCCCCCUCCCAUGCCCCCCCCGCCUCCCCUCUCCUCCGCUUUCGGAGUCCCUCCACCUCCUCCCGGAAUUCCCUACCAGCACCUGCUGCCGCCGCCACCCCGGCUGCCCCCGCCCCUGGCUGUGCCCCCGCCGGGAGCUGUGCCCCCUGCCCUGCACCUCAAUCCCGCCUUCUUCCCGCCGCCCACCGCUGCCCUGGGACCCCCUCCGGACACCUACGGCAAGGCCAUGGCUCCCUACAACCACAGCAGCCGGGAGCUGGGCCCGCCGAUCCCGGCUGUGAGCGAAGGCGAGUUUGAGGAGAUCAUGAACCGCAACCGCGCCAUCUCCAGCAGCGCCAUUUCCAAGGCGGUGUCCGGCGCCAGCGCAGGGGAUUACAGCAACGCCAUCGAGACGCUGCUCACAGCCAUUGCUGUCAUCAAGCAGUCGCGUGUGGCCAGCGACGAGCGGUGCCGCGUCCUCCUCUCUUCCCUCAAGGAUUGCCUGCAUGGAAUUGAGGCCAAAUCCUACAGCAGCAGCUCCAGCAGCAGCUCCAGGAAAAGACACCGAUCCCGGGAGCGCUCUCCCAGCCGGUCCCGCGAGAGCAGCCGGCGGCACCGGGAUCUGCUCCACAGCGACGAUCGGCACGAGGAUUAUUUCCAGGAGCGGAGCCGGGAGCACGAGCGGCAUCGGGACAGGGACAGAGACAGGGACCGGCACCACUGAGACAGGAAUUUGGCAGGAAGUGGUUUUUAAUGGACUCGUAUCUCCUCACCUCGACCAGGACGCCGUGCCCGAGGCCGCUCUGCCCCAUCCCGGUCCCUUCCCCGCCACCCCCAGCCCCCUCCAGGCGGGACCCCCGCCUGCACCUCGUGGCCUUGGGAAUCCCCCCCCACCACUGCUGCUGCUUCCCGGGGCCAUCCCGCUCCGCUCUGUGGAUACUUGGACCCAAAGAGAAAUGGUGCUUUUAUUCCAUGGAGGGAGGUUUGUGAGCCCUUCCCAGUCUGGGGGGAGGAACGGAGGGGAUGGAGCCCUCCCUGUGCAGCUUGGGGGCUUGGAGAUGCACGGCUCCUAAUCCUGGCAUCAGGAGCUAUGUGCCAUCCUCUGGAUUGCCUGGGGACACUCCCAUCCCCAUCACCCUAGCAGGACACUGUGCCACGCUCCUCCUGUGCCCCUUCACCCUCCAGGAGCUGGGAAGAAGGGGCUGGAGCUGGGCUGGGGGUCACCCUCUCUAUCCUGACAUUCCCCACAGCAGCAUUCCCACCCAAACGGCAGCUCCGGCCUCUCCCGCAGAGCCUUCCUUGUUUUAGAGGAAGCGGAAGAGGCAGGGCAGGCUGUGACCCUCUCAUGUCCCCUUGGGAUCCCAAGAAGGAGAGGGAGAGCCCAGGAGGGUCGGGAUGAGCCGGGACACACUGGGUGACUUCCAGGGCUGGAAUCAUGCCCGGGUGGGAAAACCCAGGCCCUGGAAGUCUUUUUAAGUUGAAAUAACACAAAUUCAGGAAAAGCCACCCCAAUUUUCCCAAGCCCCACGAGGUGGGAGCAUACGGCGGGAAAGCUCCGGGUUUUUUUUUUACUUACCGCCACAGAUUUUUAGUUUCUUUCCAAAUAGUGGAAGGGGGGAAAAGUUUCCCCCCAAAUUGCAGAGCAAAUCCCUGGAAGCCCCGGCGAGGCGCCGCCCCUCCUGCUCGCAGUGAUUAGAUUUGUCUUUGGAUAGGUUGGAAUUGUGUAAUAAACUCGGAUGACGUUGUCAGUCUUUUA
Messenger RNA from Poecile atricapillus (Black-capped chickadee), 2668 nucleotides. RefSeq names its product cleavage and polyadenylation specific factor 7 (gene CPSF7). The coding region runs from base 101 to 1636 and encodes 511 amino acids. Gene Ontology annotation, molecular function: mRNA binding. The transcript is spliced from 9 exons. Gene Ontology annotation, biological process: mRNA alternative polyadenylation. Lineage: Eukaryota; Metazoa; Chordata; Aves; Passeriformes; Paridae. Gene Ontology annotation, cellular component: mRNA cleavage and polyadenylation specificity factor complex. The record is from RefSeq and is a predicted model, not a curated record.